AUGAGAGCACUGCUGCUCCCAGCAAUCCUGCUGCUGGGGGCAAUUGAUUCCACCCUGUCUGCUGAAGAGUCCUGUGUGGGAAGAUGUUUGGAGGGUUUCAAUGCCAAAACAAAAUGCCAAUGUGAUGAUUUAUGUAUUUACUACCAAAGUUGCUGCAGUGACUUCAGUGAGGUUUGCAAGAAGAAAGACACCCGAGGAGAUGUGUUUAACUUCCCUGAAGAUGAAUAUGACAACUUUAAUGAUAGCACAGACCCAGAUCCCCUAAUCCAAGUAACAACGCCAAUAGUUAACCCUGGGGAAACGGAAACUGUGACUGAGAGACCAACAGAACAGACAAUAUUGGUGGAUCCUGUAACUGAAGACAUCUCUGAGGAUCUGUGCAGUGGCAAACCAUUUGAUGCCUUUACAAACUUCAAAAAUGGCUCUAUUUUAUGCUUUCCGAGGUAAAUACUUUUAUGAACUUGAUGAUAAAAAAGCACUCGAUGGCUAUCCAAAGCUCAUCAAGGAAGUGUGGGGUAUAGAGGGUCCAAUAGAUGCUGCCUUCACUCGUAUGAACUGCCAGGGAAAGACCUACAUUUUUAAGGGUACUCAGUACUGGAGAUUCUCAGAUGGUGUUCUGGACUCAGAAUAUCCUCGGGACAUUGAAGUUGGUUUUAGCAACAUCCCAAAUGAUAUAGAUGCUGUUUUCGCCUUGCCUGCCAAUAACUACCAAGGAAGGGAGAGAGCCUAUUUCUUUAAAGGCAGACAAUACUGGCCAUAUGAAUUCUCUCAGCAACCCACCAGAGAGGAGUGUCUUGGCUCAGCCCCAUCAGAGCUAUUUACACGAUAUGCUGCAAUGCAAGAUGACAGCUGGGAAGAUGUGUUCAGUUUACUGUUUGGGAAUUGGUUCACAGGUAACAGUGCAGAACCUAAAUAUAUAUACAGAGACUGGAGAGGGGUGCCCAAUGGAGUGGAUGCUGUACUGCCAAGCAGGAUUUAUGUACCCCAGCAGAAACAACCUGAAUUGCGUCGGAGUAAGAGGAGAAAGAGCAACCGCAGGAAAAACCGUAGGAGGAGACCAUCAUAUUAUGAUCUGCAUUUAUUUAGUUAUGAUGAUUAUGAAGACGAUCCUGACUGGCUUCCUCCUGAAAGUCAACCUAUGUGCCAACCCGUUCAGAGUGUUUACUUCUUUAAAGACGAUAAAUAUUAUCGCGUCAACCUCCAGACAAAGCGUGUGGAUGUCACCUAUCCUCGUUAUCCUCGCCCGAUUGCUGAAUACUGGCUGGGCUGUAAGACGACUUCCAAACAAGAAAAGUCAAAGAGUUAA
This is a messenger RNA of Staurois parvus, 1306 nucleotides long. The record is from the annotation of a GenBank genome assembly. Lineage: Eukaryota; Metazoa; Chordata; Amphibia; Anura; Ranidae.